AUGUUUCAACAAAAUAAUUCCCUCAAAUGUAAUUUUAAUAUAAUUUUUCAUCAUAUUUCUUUCAGAACAAAUAAAGGAGAAUGGACAAAGGGGUUGAGUACCAACCCAAAUAAAAUAAAUCAAAUAGAAAAUAACAAAAGUAAUAUAAAUAAUACAUAUUAUCAUAUAUAUCAAUAUGACAAAAGUAUACUUGUUAAUAAAUUCAUACAAAUGUAUAUAAAAAUGGGGUACAUAAAGAAUAAGAAAAAUAAAAUAAGUAUAAAACAAAACAAUAAUAUAUAUAACAAACAUAACAUAAAUAAUAUAUAUAACAAACAUAACAUAAAUAAUAUAUAUAAUAUAUAUAAUAUAUAUUAUAAUACAUUUAUAUGUAGUACAAAUAAUGUAAGAAAUAAACAAUCAUUUUGUAAUAAUAAUGUACAUGAUAAAUUUGGUGGGCUUGCUCUAUUCUCGAGAUUUUUUUUCACUAUGCCCAUAAACAAUAUAAAUAAUUAUUUUAACAAACAACAUAAUGAUAAAAACAUAAAUGACAAGUUUGAUACUUCCCACUGUGAGGAAGAUCCUGAUAAGGGGGUAUCUAAGAACAUUGAUCAUCUCAAAAGAGAAGAUGAACAUGGGAAAGCCUUAACCAAUAAGGAAAUGAAUAAUAAUAAUAAUAAUAAUAAUAAUAAUGAUGAUAAUAUUUAUAAUGAUGAUAAUGUUUAUAAUGAUGAUAAUAAUUAUAAUGAUGGUAAUAUUUAUAAUAAUAAUAAUGAUUAUGCUUAUAAUAACAAGAGUAAUGAAGGAAGCACAUACCCUUUAAAUGAAGAAGAAACUAACGUAAAUCUAACAGAAGAUAUAUAUCCAUAUACAGAUUUCAUUAUUGAAAAAUGUAAACUUAAUAUAAAAAGUGAUGUAGAUAUAUAUGAAAACACUUGGUAUGUGAAAUUAAUAUAUGAUUUAUUAAAUUCCACAAAAUUAUUUUUUGAUUGUACAUGGAUGAGUUCAAUUAUAAUGACAACAUUAUUUAUGAGAAUCAUAAUUUUGCCUUUAACCAUAUCUUCAGAAAGAGAUAGAAGGAAACAAAAAAUAUUAAGUCCUUUAUUAAAAGAAUUAACAAAGAAAUUAAAAGAUAAUGCACAAGAUGGAAAUAUUAAAAAAGCUGUAGAAUUUAAAAAAAAAAUUUUAAAUAUAAGAAAUACACAUGGUAUAUCAUUAAUACCGAAAUCUAUUAUUUUAAUGGCUUUCUUUCAAACACCUUUAUUUUUUAUAUUCUAUUUUUCUAUGAAAAGAAUAGCAUCUUAUCCUGAUAUUUUUAAAGACUUUACUUUUGAAUCCCCAUUGUGGUUAGAUAGUCUAUCCUUACCAGACCCAUAUUACAUUCUUCCUAUCUUAUCAUCACUCUUGUUAUUAUCAAAUAAUGAAUUAACAUUAUUAAUAGAUAAAAAAAUCAAUGAAAAUAAUAAACAAUCAAAUUUAAAUAACCAAGAAGAAACAGAGUUUCAAAAAAAUAUGAAAAAAAUUACAAAACUUGCUAUGCGCUUAUUCUAUUUAUCCUCUGUACUUUUCUUUAAAUCCAUGCCAUCUGGACUUUUUAUAUAUUUUAUUACAAAUACAUUUUUUCAAUUAUUCAUAACACAAAUAUGUAAAAUUAAAAUUAUAGAAAAUUUCCUUGACCUACCACCCUUACAUUCGAAGGGAUUUAUAACGAGUACUAACACAUCACAACAGCAAACAACUUCACAAAAAAAAAUAAUACACAUGAAUGAUUUAAUCAAAAGGAAAAAAUAA
Molecule: messenger RNA, 1770 nt
Organism: Plasmodium falciparum 3D7
Lineage: Eukaryota; Apicomplexa; Aconoidasida; Haemosporida; Plasmodiidae
Gene: OXA1
Product: YidC/Oxa1 family membrane protein insertase
Cellular component (GO): membrane
Molecular function (GO): membrane insertase activity
Source: RefSeq, a predicted model, not a curated record